CAGCUCGGCCCUCCGCUGCGCUCGGCUCCCGCAGGCGCUCGGCCCCGGGCCCCUCGGCCCCCGCCCCGCCGGCCGGACAGACCAGAGCUCAUGGCCGGGCCCAGCACCCACGUUGUCCCCAUGCUGUUCCUCGCCCUCCUGGUGCUCUCGGAGCUGAGCCUGGCAGGCUCCCUGGGACCUGGAACCCCGGCUCGGAACCUUCCUGAGAAUCACAUCGACCUCCAGGGCCCAGCACUGUGGAUGCCUCAGGCCAGCCACCACCGCCGGCGGGGCCUGGGCAAGAAGGAGCGGGGCCCAGGCAUGCCCGGCCGGGCUCAGGAUGGGGCUGUGGUCACCACCACCAGGCAGGCCUCCAGGCUGCCAGGGGCAGGGGAGCCGCUGCCCGGGCAGAGUCCUGCAGGCCUACUGGAGGACAAGGGCCCGCUCCUGGGGCUGGCACCGCCCUACCCGGAGAAGGAGAACCGGUCUCCCGGGUCAGAGAGGGUCAAGAAACGUGGCAGGGAGUUCAAGAGACGCAGGGAAAGGUUGAAACUGCACAGAGGCCGAGCCUUGGUCCGAGGUCCUAGCUCCCUGAUGAAGAAGGCAGAGCCGUCCGAAGACCAGGCACCGGAUGCCACGAUGGAGGAGUCCUCCACCAGCCUGGCCCCCACCAUCCUCUACCUAACCACCUUUGAGGCAGCACCUGCCACAGAAGAGUCCCUGAUCCUGCCUGUCACAUCCCUGUGGCCCCAGGCUCAGCCCAGGCCUGAUGGGGAGGUGAUGCCCACACUGGACAUGGCCUUGUUCGACUGGACCGAUUAUGAAGACUUAAAACCUGAGGUCUGGCCCUCUGCAAAGAAGAAAGAGAAACACUGGGCUAAACUCUCCAGCGAUGGUAACGGAACGUCACCGGCUGAGGGUGAGCCGUGCGACCAUCAUCAAGACUGCCUACCAGGGAGCUGCUGUGACCUUCGGGAACAUCUCUGCACGCCCCACAACCGCGGCCUCAACAACAAAUGCUUUGAUGAUUGCAUGUGUAUGGAAGGGCUGCGCUGCUAUGCCAAAUUCCACCGGAACCGCAGGGUCACACGGAGGAAGGGGCGCUGCGUGGAGCCGGAGACGGCCAACGGCGACCAGGGAUCCUUCAUCAACGUCUAGCGGCCCUGCGCGAGGCGCCUCCCCGCCGGCCUGGGGACCGCGCGCGCGCGCCGAGGUUUGGAGAAGCCGGGCAAUUUGUUCAGAACUAGCAGUGCGAGAUCGGAUGGGGACUAGAUGAUCGAGGCUGCAGGCGCCAGCCCAGGACACUCAGCCCUGGCAGGGGAGCCCUGGGCGAACCGCCCCCGCCCAGGAGCCGAGCUGCGGCACACCUGCACCCACCUCCCGGCCUCCGGAGGACCCACGAGGCCCCCGCGGCCCCGGGGCGGGGGGAGAAACCGCGUACUCCGCGAUGGCAAUGUCGAGACUGCCCUCUACUGCCCGACCUCAGCACUGCAAUGGAGAGGUUUCUGAGCGCGUAAAGGGACCACUCCCAGAGACAGAGAACCCGAGGAGGUGAACGCGGGAACACCCCUGCCGUACCUGGCACUGUGCUAAAUGCGUGCCAUACGUUAUCUCUCUUAGUUAUCACAAUGACCUUUCAGAGUGGGCAUUAUCACCGUUUUAUAGGUGAGGAAAACCGAGGCAGAGUUAGUUAUGACUUGUCCAGGGUCCCAGAUCAAUGCUCCUCAAACCUUAACCUGUGUAAGAACCCCCCCCCCCCCCCGCCCGGGGAGAUCUGGCUCAAAUGCAGAUUCUGGCUCAGUCGCUUCUGCAUUUUUAACAAGCUCUGAGCGGGGGGGGGGGGGGGGGGGGGGGGGGGGGCAUGCUGCUGAUGCUGAUGGGGACCCCACUGAGAGCACCCAGGUCCUAGGGAGUAAACGCCAGAGCCGGGAUUUGAACCCAGGCCAAGCCUGUCGGGUUCCCCAGGCCCAAAGGGUGGUUGCUUGUCCACAACCAAGGAUUUAUCCCAGGUUCUCCAGGGCUUUCAGUGGGAAAGA
Molecule: messenger RNA, 2015 nt
Organism: Herpailurus yagouaroundi (jaguarundi)
Lineage: Eukaryota; Metazoa; Chordata; Mammalia; Carnivora; Felidae
Gene: DRAXIN
Product: dorsal inhibitory axon guidance protein
Exons: 7
Coding region: 91-1137 (348 amino acids)
Biological process (GO): Wnt signaling pathway; dorsal spinal cord development; negative regulation of canonical Wnt signaling pathway
Cellular component (GO): extracellular region
Source: RefSeq, a predicted model, not a curated record